Paramecium primaurelia is the source of this 1427-nucleotide messenger RNA. NCBI's taxonomy places the organism in Eukaryota, Ciliophora, Oligohymenophorea, Peniculida, Parameciidae. The record is from the annotation of a GenBank genome assembly.
AUGGGCAGAGGUGAUUUCAAUAGCAGAGGUGGAGGAAGAGGUGCCCCUAGAGGUGGAAGUUUCGGAAGAGGAGGUGGAAGAGGAGGAAGACCUCAAUAACCAUAAGGUCCACCAGCAAAAGUUGAACCAUUCGCUACUUUUUCACAUGUUUGUGGAAACCAAAUUAUUGUUAAAGCUUUAGGGAAGCAAUUAGUAUUAAACAUAUUUAUUAUUAGGUUCCAAGAUUCUUUAGAAGUGUAUAUUUUGAAAAUAAGCAAUCGAUUGGUAAAGUUGNUACUUUAAAAGUGAUUAUCUAUACUAUCUUGGUAUAAAUUUAUGAAUCAUCAAUUCUCCUAAAUAGAAGAAUAAAUAUUUAAGUUUUUUCUUAUUUUAAACCAUUUAAAUAUAAAGAAUUAAUAUAGUCAUAAAUAUAUAUUAAAUAUUUAUUAAACAAUAAUGAUUAUUGAGGCUAAUUCUUUGGCUGAAGAAUUAAGAGGUGUUUCAAGGUACGAAAAAGUAAUAAACAAAAAUAAUUACAUAUAGAUUGCUUAUGUUUCAAUAUUUAUGAUUGGAUUACUAAUUAUUAAAACAGAUGAUGCUUACAUUACAUGUGAAACUUCAUAAGAGUAAUAAGGAAUCAUUUGGGAAAUGGGAUUGAUUCCUUUGGCUUUUAUUGGAGAUGUUACUAAAAAUUUGAAUAUUAAUAUUUUUAUUGCAGGAUUGGUUUAAUUUUUAGUUUGUCAAUUAAGACUUUAAUUUACUAUUAUUUAUUUGCUCUAUAAAAUUCUGGGACAAGGACAAAUAGUAUCAAAAUUAAUAUAUUUAAGAGACUUAUAGUUUACUUUACUUAAUACCCUUGAUUACAAAUCUAAUAUUACCCUAUUAAAAAAUACUUUUUGGCUUUGCAUAAUUUGUGUUAGUAUUAUUGAUUAUAAUGUUAAAUAAAACACUUAUGCAAUAAAAAUAACACAAACCUAAAAUUAAUUUUUAAUUUUAUGCAAGCAGAUUAAUAGCAUGUAUUAUAUUAAUGCAAAAAUUGGAUAUGGUUAAUAGUAAUUUUUAUGAUAAUCAGGUGAUAUUUAUGAGUAUUAUUUUUAUUUAUAAAUUAGUACUUAGUUUACCUGUUGUUAAAUUAUUGUGUAAUCGAGUACCAGAUAUAGCAUUUGCUAUCCUAUUCCUCAUUUACUUUUAUUUAUCAAAAGGUUACCCAUUUAUAUAAAAUGUGUUGUAAGGUUUGCUUGUUUGUUUUGUAAUUUUAAAACUAUUGCCAGUUAUAAUGGAUUAAAAAUUUUCAUGUAUUUUGUAUUCUAAUAUAAUUAGUGACGAUUUCGUUACUCUUGCCAAUUAUUAUAUUGAUUUUCCCUUUGUCAGAAUAUUUUUUUGUGUUGUUAAUCUUCUUAACUAUAAGCGAACCACCAUAAAACUUAUAUGAGUAGAUUGAAUUAUGA